CAACUUUUCAGCUUCACUUAACUCACUUUACAUGAGGUCUGAGGCUGAGGUGCCACUGGCAACUUUUGGACUGUCACAGUGGAUAUAGACCUACAGAUAACGUCUGGAGUAUCUGUGAAACAUAUGCAGUGACUUCUUUUUUUUCUUCUUCAUUUCAUACAUAUUCAGAGACAUUCAGUCCCAUUUAAUGAUGUCUGCAGCGUGUUAACGUGCCUCCGAGACUGCUGUUUAUCUGCACAGCUCAUCUGGGCCUGUUCGAGAGCUGCUGCCAAGGUCCUCAUUUCUGUAAAACGUGUUGAAAUCAAAGAGUUUUGUGAGAGAAAAUGGCGCCCGCUGUCGGUGGUCCUGUAGGCUACACACCACCUGAGGGUGGCUGGGGAUGGAUGGUGGUAGCCGGGGCCUUCAUCUCUAUUGGCUUCUCCUAUGCCUUCCCCAAGUCCAUCACUGUCUUCUUUAAGGAGAUUGAGGCGAUCUUCGAUGUGACCAGCAGCCAGGUGUCCUGGAUCUCUUCCAUCAUGUUAGCCGUUAUGUACGGCGGAGGUCCCAUCAGCAGCAUCCUGGUGAAUAAAUAUGGGAGUCGUCCUGUUAUGAUUGCAGGAGGAUGCCUGUCUGGACUGGGCCUCAUUGGUGCUUCCUUCUGCAAUUCAGUUCAAGCGCUGUACUUCUGUAUUGGUGUGGUGGGAGGUUUGGGACUGGCCUUCAACCUCAACCCUGCCCUCACUAUGAUCGGCAAGUACUUCUACAAUAAGCGGCCUAUUGCUAACGGAAUUGCCAUGGCUGGCAGCCCUGUCUUUCUCUCCACCUUGGCUCCUAUAAAUACAUGGCUCUUUGACAAGUUUGGCUGGAGAGGAAGUUUCUUGAUCCUGGGUGGCCUGCUCUUCAACUGCUGUGUUGCCGGCUCCCUCAUGCGACCCAUAGGACCGAAACCCAAACCUGCAGAGAAGACCACAGAGAGGAUGACUGUAGCACAGAGAAUUAACAGCUUCAUCGACCUCUCUCUGUUCAAGCACCGUGGCUUUUUGCUUUAUAUUAUUGGCAAUAUCAUCAUGUUCUUCGGCCUCUUUACACCACUGGUGUUCCUCAGUAAUUACGCAAAGAGCAAAGACAUCCCUAAAGAGAAGGCAGCUUUCUUACUGUCUGUGCUGGCCUUUGUGGACAUGUUUGCUCGGCCCUCGAUGGGCAUUGUGGCGAACACCAAGUGGGUGCGGCCCAGAAUACAGUACUUCUUUGCUGCCUCUGUGUUGUACAACGGCAUUUGCCACAUUCUAGCACCAAUCUCAGUCGACUACAAAGGCUUUGUGAUUUACUCCAUCUUCUUUGGGUUUGCUUUUGGCUGGCUGAGCUCAGUGCUGUUUGAGACCUUGAUGGACCUGGUGGGAGCCCAGCGGUUCUCCAGUGCUGUUGGGCUGGUCACUAUCGUGGAGUGUGGUCCUGUGUUGUUAGGACCCCCUUUGCUCGGGAAGUUCAAAGACAUCUAUCACGAUUACAAGUACACAUACCAGAGCUGCGGGGUCCUCCUCAUUAUCUCCAGUGUCCUCCUGUUUGUGGGAAUGGGAUGCAACUAUCGACUGCUGGACAAAGAGAAAAAAGAGGAGGAGAGGAGGGCCAGGGUGGGAGGUAGAGAAGCAAAGUACACCAGGGAGAGUGCUACCAAAGAGGCUAAGACCACAGACGACACCGUCUAAUAUUAUGUACCAUCUUAAAUUACAUUAUUGUUAAUCUGAAUUUGGUCUGUGAGGCAUAUAUAUAUAUAUAUAUAGAUAUAGAUAUAUAUAUAUAGAGAUAUAUAUAUAAACAGAUGGCUGAGUGAAACAGGACAGUGGAUAAACAUUAUUUAGUCCUCUUCUGUUUCAUAAUGAAUCAUUUUUGGAAGACCACCACAAAAAGCCUCAAAUACCUCCAAUAUUCUCAUGGGGACUGUUAUAUGUGCUUUGUUGACAAUUUUACAUAUCACUUAUAUUGUUAGGAUAUUACGGUAUUUUUUAAAUCUCAGAUGGUAUCACUACAUUUUUUGCAGCACACCAUUUCUAGUAUUUUAACCUUAUAAAAUGUACCAUCAGAUAAUUAAAGCUAUUUUUCAAUAGGGAGCAUUCAAAGUGCCGCUCUCUUAUUUUUUAAAAGCGAUUGCAAAGAGUUUCUGUAAAAGUGCUUAAUUAUAGUAUUCAUCUCACUAUGCUUGUAUCACCGUCUCUCAGACCCAUUUAUAAAGACUUUCUGCUGUUCACAAGGACCUGUUGGCUCUGUGCAGUUUAGGAAGGUUUGAGGACAUCCUUGGUGCCGAUAUCACUUUGUUAAUUCCACAGAUAUAUUCAUAUUAAUUAUCUAUUUCUUAUUUACAUGUGUAUGGUCCAUUUUUUGGUGAAAAGUAUCUAUGAUUCUGAGGGCUUUUAAGCUCAUUGUAUAUCUAUUCAUGGUAGGAAAAUGUGCCAAGGACUGCAAGUUACUGUA
Messenger RNA from Epinephelus moara (kelp grouper), 2448 nucleotides. It is a transcript of the gene slc16a1a, whose product is annotated as solute carrier family 16 member 1a. Gene Ontology annotation, molecular function: monocarboxylic acid transmembrane transporter activity. Lineage: Eukaryota; Metazoa; Chordata; Actinopteri; Perciformes; Serranidae. The transcript has 5 exons. Bases 324 to 1685 code for a protein of 453 amino acids. The record is from RefSeq and is a predicted model, not a curated record. Gene Ontology annotation, cellular component: membrane. Gene Ontology annotation, biological process: monocarboxylic acid transport; transmembrane transport.